GGAUUUAAGCGCCCACCCACAGUAAAGUAAUUCUUCGAAUAAUAAUACCUCAAGCGGGUAAAUUUUUUCGUUUUUUUUUCAACUUUGCAACAUGGGGGUAUAUAACCCGUUGGUCCUACUCAUUCGUUUUGCUCAAAUAGGUAUAAAGCGACGAAUUAAGGAAUAAACAACUUCUUUUCUUUUUUUUUUUUCCUUUUUUUUGCGCAACUCCCCACCAGUGACGCGGCAACGAUAUAAACGCUUCCAAACGUAACACGCGCGUGGUAAACAUUAAAGCGAAAAUGGUCCUGCUAAGCAACGCUGCGUUCAUUGAAGAGCUGAAUAAACUCUGUGGGGAGGUAGACGAGAAGAGAAAAACGUCCAUUUGGAUUACCAUGAAAAAGGUCAAACGAAGCAUCGUGAAAAACGUCAUCCCCAAAAAGGAAAACGCGGAGAAGAAAAACAAACGGGCCAACAAAGAUGAUAACAAGAGCAACAAAAAAUACGUCUGCCUGGUCAGGGCCACAGAUGGGAAGAAGAAAAAAAUUUCAACCCACGUGUUCGACAAUGUGAUUAACUUUUCCCAGGAGUUGAGCAGCGUCAUGCGGAGUUAGCGCUUUGGCAUCUCAAAUUGGGAGGCAAGAGUUAAGCAGCAUUAUACGGAGUUAGCGCUUUGGCAUUUCCCCAAAUUGGGAGAUAUAUCGCAUCGUCGUGGUGCCAGGAAGCACACCAACCGAGCUGUCCUCAUGCCCUCUCAAGGACAGACAGGCAAAGGAGAGCAUGCCAUUUUUUAACCUUUUCACAUGUUCCAAAUGAAGAAGGAAAGAAGUAACACCUGCAAAGUAGCAGAUUGGACAGUGGAGGCUACCGUGGUGCGCGCCACAAAAAAAAAAAAAAAACACACACUUGAUGGAAGCUGCAACUGUAGCUGUAACUGUUGCUUCAUCUGCGAAGGGGGAAACUCGCGUGGCUCGCCGCCCCCCCGCGCAAUGCGUAGAGACUCCUCCUUUCCGCUAACUCUGUGACCGCCCAAGAGGGCCACAAGCGAGUGUUCGCCAAUUCGCACACGUAUGAGGAUCGCCUUGGUCCUCCCCCGAACAAACCACUGUCCUUCUUUGCGAACAUCUCCCCUUUAGUGACCGCCCGGCGCCUCCUGCUCCUGGGCGACCAAAUCGGUGAGCACGCGGAAGGCCUUCUUG
This is a messenger RNA of Plasmodium vivax (malaria parasite P. vivax), 1178 nucleotides long. RefSeq lists its product as hypothetical. The transcript is spliced from 2 exons. Gene Ontology annotation, biological process: SRP-dependent cotranslational protein targeting to membrane. NCBI's taxonomy places the organism in Eukaryota, Apicomplexa, Aconoidasida, Haemosporida, Plasmodiidae. Gene Ontology annotation, molecular function: endoplasmic reticulum signal sequence receptor activity; 7S RNA binding. Gene Ontology annotation, cellular component: signal recognition particle, endoplasmic reticulum targeting. Bases 282 to 593 code for a protein of 103 amino acids. The record is from RefSeq and is a predicted model, not a curated record.